Melampsora larici-populina 98AG31 is the source of this 1212-nucleotide messenger RNA. RefSeq lists its product as uncharacterized. NCBI's taxonomy places the organism in Eukaryota, Fungi, Basidiomycota, Pucciniomycetes, Pucciniales, Melampsoraceae. The coding region runs from base 1 to 1212 and encodes 403 amino acids. The record is from RefSeq and is a predicted model, not a curated record. The transcript has 4 exons.
AUGGCUAUGAUGACAACCCGAGGAAUUUCCCUCCAAGCGGCAGUCUCAGUUCGACUGCGCCACGUUGGAACAGAAGGUCAGACUUGUGGGAGGACGUCUACCAUAUCAAGGAGGUCCGAAGUUCGCCGAACACAAUGUGGUUUUUCGAGUGACCCGUUGAGAGAUGGUCAUCAUUCACCAGUUUUAAUCAAACGAACACUUUCAUCAAGACCUACUCUCAGACGGGCAAAUAGCAUUGCUCGUUUUAUUCGUGAUAGUGACCCAGAUCAGAUCAAAUGUGAUCAAGUGUUGCUAGAGAAGCAAGAAUCAAUGAAUCAUAAAGGUGGCAAUGAUAUACUACACUUCCGCGUCCCUUCCGAUGAAGAAUGGUCAAAGGAUUCACGUUCUAGCCCUGAUAGUAGGGAUAGAGGUAUAGAAAUGAAAACUAUUCAUCCAUUACAUCCAUAUCCGACAUCGAAACCAAAACCCAAAGUAGGACUUUUUGGCAAAAUUAAAAAUUUAGGAAAAAGUAUCAAACGUUCAUUGAAGGAUGUUGGAAGUUUUUUGUUAAGCUGCAUCUUGAAUAUAUUCAGAAAAAAAGACGGUGCUAGCAAUCUGAAAACCAGUGAAACAGGCAUAUAUUUGUCAGGUGAGGUUGAAAAUGAUGACCUUUGGAGAUAUAUAAAGAAAGCAAAAAGGCUGAUGGAGAUGAUUCCUGGAAAUUCGACACCACUUACAAAUUCAUUGGAAGAAGAUUCAGAUCUGGAACAUUUUGAACCGUUUGAAGCCCUCAAACUUCUCGCUUGGGAGCUCGUGGUUAAUCCAUGUAAACAAGACCACAUUGUGGGAGACUUAUUUGGUCAGGGAGAACCUGAACAAUGGAAUCCAUUUUUCAAGAGACUCAUAGGUGACCCUGGGACCAAGAAGUUAAAAGAAAUCUUCGUCACUCAAAUGGAUAAUUUGAAAGUUUCGGAUCCUACUUCACUGGCUGAGAAAUACCCAGGUGGUUGGGAUGAAUUUGUUCAAACCUUAACUUCUCCAGAACAAAAAGAGGCAGUUGAAGAAUUUCAAAUUAAACUUAAAGCAACUUUAGAAAGGAUUCCUGAAUCCAAAAGAAUCAAUAUUAUAAUAUUUGCAAAACAAUAUCGCAAGGAAAGACUUGGAGGUGCUGAGAACAAGUCAGGUUUGGUCAACCCUCAACACUCGUCAAACACGGAUAACUUGAAGAUCUAG